This is a messenger RNA of Tachysurus vachellii, 3768 nucleotides long. Its product is annotated as protein rapunzel-like. The transcript has 4 exons. Bases 1126 to 1800 code for a protein of 224 amino acids. Lineage: Eukaryota; Metazoa; Chordata; Actinopteri; Siluriformes; Bagridae. The record is from RefSeq and is a predicted model, not a curated record.
UUUUUAAAGAUUAUUCAAAAGGUCUGGAAAUGUUAAAUUGCAUGUUUUUUCCCAAGUUGUCUAGACUUGUGUGUAUUUACAGUCAUACAACACCAGAGGUCGCUCUAUGAACUCCACUAAUCUCCCAACUCUGAGUUUCUGCAGUAGCCAUUUUGAGAGAGAAAUGCACAGAAAAGAAGGCUGUACUUUAGUUGUUUGCUCCAGAAGAGGCUGUUUACUGACACCGUGGCGGUCAGGGGGUGGAAAAAAAUAAGACAAAUUUAUUCAAUUCAAUUUAUUUGUAUAGAGCUUUCCCAUUGUCUCAAAGCAGCUUUACAGAAGUAUGGAAACAGAAGAGAGACAAAAAAGAAAUAAGGAUAAAAAAAAAUAAGGAUAAAAAUAAAUAAAUGAAUAUAUACAAUUAUAUAAAAAAAAAAGUUUAAAAUUAAUUUUGGACAGUCCAUACUAUAACAGGACAAUGAUCCCAAACACACAUCUAAGCUUUGCCAGAGCUAUAUGAAGAAAAAAGUACUAGAAGGAAAGCUGAAAAUAUUAUAAAUAAGAUUUUUUUUAAAUCUUAAUUUUGAUUAUUUAUUGUGAGGCUCAUAGCAAGUUUCUCUAGCAGUUUCUAUAAGCAGGUAAUCUAAUAAUUGCAGUAGCUGCUCUUUUCCCUGUGUACAUCACAACCUAGUACCUGUAAAAAAAUCUAUAUAAUAAAAUAUUAUAGGUUUUUACUUCAGUUAACUAAAACUAAUACGAUAUUUUAAUUAGCAUACAAUAGUGUGUAGAGAUAAAACCUUGUGACAAACAGUCCAACAGGCUGGAAGUGAAAUUCUUCUCCCUCCCCACUUCAUGUUCUUACAUGUUCAGGAUUUGAUGACUUCAUCAUUAAUUCAAGCUCCAAAUCGACAAAAUCCUGGGGAAAAGUUAAAAGAAGAAAAUACUGAUUUUAACUUAACUUCCUGGAGGAAAAGCUGAAAGACCUCAAGAGUGAGAGGGAUUUUCUCAAGAGUCUUCUUAAAGAUGGAGACUAAAGAAGUAGCAGGACCAGCAGAGGAAGAUGAAGCAAUCGGCUCUUCACCAUUUUCACAGAACCCCACAUGACCAAAGGCUAGCUAAACUAAAACUAGUGACCACUCUGCAUCAAUGGCAGACAAGGGGCAAAUCAAACAUACUGCAGCCGUAGUGCUGGGUUGCUUGGAGAGUGUGUCUUCAUUCGCCGAGACCUUCAACCCUCUGUUUGGCAUCGUCACCACACUGGUUGGUGCAGCGAGGAAAGGCCUGGUGGAUGAUGACACAAGCAAGCUGGAGAAGGACUUCCAGCAAAUUCAUGAGAAGUUGGAGAGCAUCUCUGAGCAGAACAAGCAGCUGCUGGACCAGAUCCACACUGCUGAGAUUACCAUAAACUAUGGUAAUUUGGAAAGGAACAUCGAGCACCAGUAUCGAGGCUUCAAGAACAUGGUGGAUCGCAUCAGGAUAGACCCCGAAAAAAGUGAGCGUUAUAGAGAGGAUUUCAAGAAAAUCUAUAGAAAACAAAAAGGCCACCAGAAUUUGAACAGGUAUUAUGAUGCCAUCAUGGAAGACCAGGGUCCUUUUGGGAGGCCGCUACUGAUAUUUUAUCUAGAGCACUACAAGAAGAACAAGGAGAUUAUGGAGGCAAAAUGCUCUCAUCUGGCCUACCUCUUCCACAUCGGCCUCAUAGCACUGAUGGCCUACUAUGUGGUCACUGAGGAUAAUGAGGAUGAGUUCAGGGAAGAAUGGGGCCAAAAGGUCUUUAACAUUCAGACCAAGAUGCAAGAAGUCCUGGAAGAGUGUAACUAGAAGAAGUGAUUCCAGAUUCACUGAAAUUUUGUUAAACCACAGCUGUCUUAGUUUCUUCUGCAUGUGAGAACACAGUUAUUUUUUCUUCCUGAAUUGCUUUUGUAUGUUUAUUAGAUUAGCACUUAAAGAUCUCAAACUUUUUUCAUAUCCUUAUAUGGCUGUAUAUAUAUCAAAAACUAUUGCUGGAUAUACAGUAAAGCUGUAGACAAUAUUUGUGUAUUAUGAUCAGUGUUAUUCAUUUUGGCAGUUUGUUGAAUCAUGGGCUAUAAUGUCUCAGAGCUUAAUUUUACUGCCUAUUAGCUUGGAAAAGGGAGCAUUGUAUAAUCACAUACUUUUUUAUCAGACAUUGAAAUAUUAAAAAAAAAUAAUAGAUAUCAGUUUAAAUCAGAUUAAAUCAUAUUAUUAGUAUGGUCAUUGUAAAAGUCCCAGGAUAUCUUUUAAAGGACUUAAAAUCUUUUCAUGUUUAACCACCACCACAGCACAAUAUGCAAAUUAGCAUGAUUUGCAGCAGUCGACUAGUGACAUCUGCAGGCUUUACAAAGAAUUACAUGGAUACGCUUGCACAGACUUUUAUCUAAUCUUCCCACAUAAAAGACCCAAAAAUUGUCUUGCACAUUUGUCCUCAUGUUAUGUAUGUUAUAUGUUAGUUUUUGUGGAUUUGCUGAAGUUUCUUUUUCGUUUGCACACUUACAGUUACAGGUAAACAUUUGGCUGCGCUGUCUAAAUUCUAUUUCUUUUUUUUUUUGGAAGUGAAAAUAAGUGAGCACAACAGCUAGCACUAACUAUGACUAGCAAUAUCUUCCUGCAAAUGUUCAUGCUGUGAUACUUUAUACUGAUAAACCAAAUAAAAAAGGAAUUUACAGCUAGGAAUGCUUCCAAGUUGAUCAAAUAGGCAAAUCCAAGCAACUUUGUCAUUGCAUAGUGCAGGUAAAUAGCAAUGAAAUGCCGUUUAGUAUGUACCAGAAGUGCAAAUAGAAAAAUGUGCAAAGGAAUAAGUGCGAUGUGAAAAUAUAUGUACAACAAAUAAAUAAAGCUAAAGCAUGGAGUUUGUGCAUUAGCAUACAGCAUAGUAUGUGUACAUUGUAUGUACAACCAAGUAACCAAGAAAUAUAUAGUGUUUGUACAGUUAAUAUACAUAAACAGAGGUGAACAAUGAAUAGAGGUAAGCAAUGAAUUUACAGCUAUAUCCAUUUAUAAUUGGUAGAAAAGAUGUAACAGAAUGUACAGAGUGGAGCAGAACUGCAGGGUGAUUGUACUAAGGCUUUUAAUAUAUUAAAAAUAUAGCGGAUAGGCCUUUGUUUUCAAAAAAUGCAGCAUAUGCAGCACACAAAAUACUAUUCUCUGUGCCUUAAACCACACCAGUCUGUGGUCCAUUACUGAGGUUACCUUCGUGAGUCAGCAUCACAUGCCCGCAUACAAGCUUUACCCAGCUCUUCUGCGUCUGCUUCCUCCCUCUAUUGGGUUACUCUGCAUUCAUUGGUGAACACGAGGAGGGGCUGAGCAGGAAGUGGAUAAAGAAAGCCAAGAGAAUGUGCAAAAGAAGAUGUAGGAGGUGCUGUUAUUCAACUUCCCCAUACACACAGGCCUCCCUGUGUUUACCACAGCAGGCUAUCCCACGUUACAUUGCAUACAUAUUUAGAUCCCCAUUAUGAGCAAUACAAUGGCAAAUAAAACCUCUGUAAGCUAUUUUCUUUCCAUGAUAAAGAAAUCUUAAGAGGAACCAGACUCAUAAAGGACACUAUCUUCUUUCUGGGAAACACUGGAUAGUGCAUUAAUGCUUUAUUAAUUUUCCACAUUAAACGGUCAAACAGUACAGAAUGGGUUUAAUGGUCUUGAGUAGAAGCAUCAGAUCACGGCAUCACGGAUUGCAUGUAGUAGAUUUAACAAAAUAAAAUAAGUAAAAAUAUUACACAUUAUUAGGCACAAGAUGAAUGCCAAAGCUAUAAGACCAAAGCACAUCAGGGUAAA